GUUCAGCAGCGUGUCCCCCAGCCUGAACAUGGCAGUGAAGAGACGGGAGCAAACGCUGCAGGACUACAAGCGCCUGCAGUCCAAGGUGGAGAAAUACGAGGAGAAGGAGAGGACCGGCCCCGUCCUCGCCAAGCUGCACCAGGCCCGUGAAGAGCUAAGGCCGGUGAAGGAGGACUUUGAAGCCAAGAACAAGCAGCUGCUGGAGGAAAUGCCCAAGUUUUAUAGCAGCCGCAUUGAUUACUUCAAGCCCAGCUUUGAGUCGCUGGUCCGGGCGCAG
This is a messenger RNA of Pelecanus crispus (Dalmatian pelican), 277 nucleotides long. The record is from RefSeq and is a predicted model, not a curated record. NCBI's taxonomy places the organism in Eukaryota, Metazoa, Chordata, Aves, Pelecaniformes, Pelecanidae.